Messenger RNA from Pelagomonas calceolata, 1560 nucleotides. The record is from the annotation of a GenBank genome assembly. NCBI's taxonomy places the organism in Eukaryota, Pelagophyceae, Pelagomonadales, Pelagomonadaceae.
AUGACCGGCCUGACCUACUUCGAAAUCGCCCAGGGGCAGGCGUUCGAGCGCUGCGCGUUCGGCGCCGCCGCGGCGGCUGUGGAGCGCUCGCAGCGGCGGCUCUCCGAGCAACGCAACAGCCGGAUCAGUCAGGCCGCGGCGAAACUCGUCGUGCUCGACGCCCUGCGGCGCGUCGCGGCGCGGCGGUUUAUAAGUAGGGCCGCCUUCGUCGCGUGCCGCGAGGCCAAAGCGAACGGCGCGUCCCGCGACGACGCGGACGCGGCGGCGGCGGUCGCCGCGGCGGCAUGUAACUUACGCUUCCGGCCCCUGCCGUGUAGACCGCGCGUCGUCUGCCGCGACGAGGCCAAGGACGCGCGGGAAGCACUAAUUGCGAGCGCCGCCGCGAAGCGAGAAAUAGUAAAGCGCCUCAAGGCUCAGUUAGAGCCCCUCGAGGCGGGCGUCGACGACGCGCGGACCGCCGUCGGCCGGCGGCGCCACGAGCUCGUGCGCUUCGAGAUCGACGCGAAGGUCCUGAAGAGCGAGGCCCUGCGGAAAGUGAACGCGCUCCGGAAGGCCAUUCGAAGUCUGUCGCUGGAGUGCCGCGUGGACCCGCCGCGGAUCCGCCACCUCGCCGCGGCGGCCCUGCAGCGGAGCCUAUCAACGGCGUUGAGUCUGAGGCGAGAAUUGCGCCGGCGGCGGAAGGCGGCGCACGCUUCCGACGAGUUCGAGAGACGCAAGUUCGUGCGGUUGCGACGGAGCUUCUCCAACGUUUCGCGGCCGAACUCGCAGUGCGAGGACUGGCUCCCGGACGCCGCGGUGCAGGCCGUCGUCGCCGCGCGCGUGAAGCGGCGGACGACGACGGUGACGACGCUGCAGGAGGCGGCGCGCCAGCGCCGGCUGAAAAAGCUCGCCAAAAAACAGCGGCGCGUGUCGACGGCGUGCCGCGAGGACCGGCGCCUCGUCGAGCGACUCGCGCGGCUCCGGGGCACGAUGCACCGGGCCUUCGCGCGGCAGCAGCGCGCGCGGAAGCCGUACUGGGUCGAGCCGCCGCCCAUCCAAUGGGCCGUGCCGCCCGCGACGCCCAAAACGCCCUCGAUCUCGUGGGCCGCGCCGCUGGCCAUGCCGCGCACGCCCGCCUCGCGGCCCGGGACGGGCCGCUCCGCCACGCCGGGCUCGCGGCCCGGGACCCGCGGCUCGGACAAGGCCCCUUUGCAAGGCUGGGAGGGCCUCUUCCACGAGCCGCGGUCGGCCCGGUCCGUGUCCUUCGCGGCCGCGGCGCCGCCGCGGGCCACGCCGAAGCGCAAGGGCCGGCCCCGGUCCGUGCGCUUCUCGCUGCCGGACACGCCCGAGGCGGUCGUGCGGCCCGGCGGCGCGUCGCCGGCGCUCUUCGACGCGGCGCCCACCCCAAAAAGCGUGCGCUUCGCCGGCGACGCGUUCGCGCGCGCGCGCACGCCGCUCGCGCCGCUGCGCCUGGACUCGCGCGUGGGGUCGGCCGCCUCGGAGACGUGGGCGAGCCUCCGGGGCAUGACGCCGCUGCGCGCGACGCAGCGGUCCGCGACGCCCCUCUUCGGGUCGGGCUAA